GAACCCCCAGACCACCCUCUCACUGCCUCAGAAUGGGAGAGACUCAAAUUGACUUCACCGACCCCCAUCGAUUUGACGAUGAUGGCAUCAAUGCUGGCCGAUGGGACAGACAUUAGCGUGGCCAAGUCCCUUGUUACCAUGGACACCGGGACACUGUCUUACGAGCUGCUUCUUCAAUACCUCACCCUGUGUGUCGGCAGUGGUCACCACUUGGAGGUGUUUAACAUGUAUGACAUCAUGAGGAGCCAGAUCAUUACGUUAGACACCAGGGCCUCUAGCCUGCUCAUAAAGGACUUCAGCUGAUCAGAACGCUGGAAGGAGGCGCUAUCACACCCAUCAAGAGGGCCAUCACCGCGUAAGUAUGGCGAUGCCAUCAUGGGGGCAGUACUGCAUGGUGACUGUGCCACUGCCGGGGCCCUGUAUGCCGAACUGAUGGAGAAGGGCCUCAUUCCCAACCAGGAGACAUGGCAGGCCCUAUUCCAGUGUGGCCUCUCUCAUCGGGGCCACGGGGACGGGCUGCAGUCCAUCCUGCUUCACAUAGAGACAACCAGACAACCUAUCAGACAACCUAUCCUAUGGAUACUCUGGAUAAAGAUAUCAAAGCUUGGUUUGAGAGACCAGAAGUGGAGUGGAAGCUGGUCCACCGCAGACCCCAGGGGAUUAUGUCUGAGCUGUCAGGCAGAGCUGAAAUUCAUCACACAGAGUCAGGAGGAGUACGCCCAGCUCAAGGACAGGGUUAUGGGGGAUGUGAUCCAAGGCAGAGAUGUCUUAAAUGAGACCACUCCAGAGGAGCUGGAGAGCUUCAAGAACUUUGUCAAGUGGAAGCCGGCCUUUGACAUGGUCAUAGAUGGUUUCAAAGUUGCCAACAUGGGCAUCAAAGGGAACCAGUCGCAGCUGGCGAACACACUCCUGGUGGUGGUGUCAGAGCUGGAGCGACAGGGCCUGGUCAUUCUGGUCCUGUGGAGGAAGCACAUGCAACGGCCCUCACGCAGCUGGAACAGACAUGACAUGAGCCUGGUCCAGCAGAAGGCCCACUGCUUCUUCACUGACAUUUCUGAGGAUGACCCUUUCCUGCUGUAUGCCACACUGCACUCUGGGAACCACUGUAACUUGAGCUGGGACCUGAUGCGGGACCACAAGGCCUGCCUGCCCGAUGGUGCUACUCGACGCCUCUUCUUCAAGUGGCAGUGCGGGCACUAGAUGGUGCUGAGCAGUUACACUCUGGGAAAGAGUGUAUGAUUCCAGAGGAUAUCAAGUUAUGACACCAUUGUCCAGACAAAUGGAGGCUCCUGUCACAUCCACUGUGAUGAGAAUGGGGCAGAGAGAUAUACUUAUUUAGUUCCCCAGAAGUGUCUUUGUCUCACCAGGGCAAAAUAAGGCACCUGCUUCGGUUUGAUCUUCACAAACUGUAAAAUACAGUGUUCCUUA
Molecule: messenger RNA, 1428 nt
Organism: Oncorhynchus nerka (sockeye salmon)
Lineage: Eukaryota; Metazoa; Chordata; Actinopteri; Salmoniformes; Salmonidae
Gene: prorp
Product: protein only RNase P catalytic subunit
Biological process (GO): tRNA 5'-leader removal; mitochondrial tRNA 5'-end processing
Cellular component (GO): mitochondrial ribonuclease P complex; mitochondrion
Molecular function (GO): ribonuclease P activity; protein binding
Source: RefSeq, a predicted model, not a curated record